AUGAUGGGCUACGACGACGACGAUGGAGAGGGAAGCCGCCUAUUCGAACAUCGCACAAGCGACGCCCACAGCAUGGUCCCCCGAUCAGAGCUCGUCGUGUACGACCCCCAGAAGCAGGUCUUUGGCCUCCAGAUGUAUUCCUGGAGCAAGAAGGGCCUCAUGCCCGACCCGGGAAGCCUCGUCGUGUACAUCGACGGCGCCUGCCGCGACGUCGGCACCCCCUCGGCCCGGGGCUCGUGGGGCGUCUACUUCGGCCCGGGGUCCCGGCACAACCGCCGCGGGCUGCUCGCGCCGGCGCUGGCCCAGACCAGCGCGCGCGCCGAGAUCGAGGCCCUCGCCCGGGCGCUGGACGCUCUCCGCGAGGUCACCGCCCGCGACCGCUCUCUGACCCAGAUCAAGAUCGCGACGGGCUCCGAGUACCUGGCCAACGCCAUGUCUCUCUGGAUCGGGGACUGGAUCGAGAACGAGGGGAUCAACGCCAGGGGCCACAGGGUCGCGCACUUUGAGACGCUGAGGGAGCUGCACGAGCGGUUGGAUGACAUGACGUACGGCGACGAUGGCGGGCUAGAUGUCAUGUUUUGGCCCAUUCCGCGAGAGGAGAACGAGGAGGCCCAUAAGUUGGCCAACGAGGCUUUCCAGUAG
This is a messenger RNA of Colletotrichum graminicola M1.001, 642 nucleotides long. RefSeq lists its product as uncharacterized. Gene Ontology annotation, molecular function: nucleic acid binding; RNA-DNA hybrid ribonuclease activity. Gene Ontology annotation, biological process: DNA replication, removal of RNA primer. The transcript has a single exon. The record is from RefSeq and is a predicted model, not a curated record. The coding region runs from base 1 to 642 and encodes 213 amino acids. NCBI's taxonomy places the organism in Eukaryota, Fungi, Ascomycota, Sordariomycetes, Glomerellales, Glomerellaceae.